AUGGUGGCCGCGGUCUCUGCUAAGGUGGCGUUUCUGAUUGGCCAUGUUCAUGACGCCAAGCUGCAAAUUGAUCUGGAAAUAGAAAAUCGACGAUUUGGUGACACAAUUGUCGGCAACUUUAUAGACUCAUAUGAAAACCUCACGCUGAAGGCAGUGAUGGGCUACCGUUGGCUAUCGGAGACGUGCGACUCCCUCCCAAUGCUCGUCAAAAUGGACGAUGACGUUCUCGUGGACAUUCCAAAAUUCAUCACCUCUUACAGAGAGAAAAUCAACCCAGAUGGCCUCAAAAGGAGAAUUUUCUGCAACGUCUGGGAGAAUGCUAAAGUUGCUCGCACAGGAAAAUGGAAGAUCGAGAAAGGUUUAUUUAGUAACACUACCUACCCGUUUCCCUACUGUAGUGGGUUCUUUGUUCUGGUAACCCCAGAUUUGGUGAAGAGCAUGUACGAAGUUGGCAAAGACAUCGACUUUUUCUGGGUGGAUGACGUUUUCGUCUACGGUAUGGUACCAGCAGCAAUAAAGAAUGUAACUUUUGUGAACAUUGGUGACACUGUAGAUUAUAUUGCCAGAUACCGGCACAGCUAUAAAAGAUGUUUAAACAAAAACGGUUGGAAGUGCAAGACAUUUGGUGUUCUCACGUCUGGAAUUGAAAAUUUUAAAGAACUUCAUGCUCAAACCAAGAAGCUGUAUAUGAGUAACUCAAGUCUCCUCACAAAUGCAAGUGAAGCUGUACCAGCAGUCAGUUCGAAAAAUCCUGGCGAGAAAUUAGGCAAAAAAGCAGAUCCUAUAAAAGCGCAGUAAUACAAGCACGAAAGCUCACAGUUUCUCACGCUCACUCACCCCCCCUCCCCACACACGGGUACAUGCACACACAUACCUGACACACGCAGUUACACACACAUA
Aplysia californica (California sea hare) is the source of this 900-nucleotide messenger RNA. RefSeq names its product beta-1,3-galactosyltransferase 1-like. The coding region runs from base 1 to 798 and encodes 265 amino acids. The record is from RefSeq and is a predicted model, not a curated record. Gene Ontology annotation, molecular function: hexosyltransferase activity. NCBI's taxonomy places the organism in Eukaryota, Metazoa, Mollusca, Gastropoda, Aplysiida, Aplysiidae. Gene Ontology annotation, cellular component: membrane. The transcript has 3 exons.